This is a messenger RNA of Salvelinus fontinalis (brook trout), 1851 nucleotides long. RefSeq names its product immediate early response gene 5 protein-like. Lineage: Eukaryota; Metazoa; Chordata; Actinopteri; Salmoniformes; Salmonidae. The coding region runs from base 378 to 1289 and encodes 303 amino acids. The transcript has a single exon. The record is from RefSeq and is a predicted model, not a curated record.
UUAAAAAUAGAUACAGCCCCAUUCCUCUUAAUGCUCAGCUGUUGAUUGAAGGGAAAGGUGUAAGAAUUUCAUGAAAGCCUUUAAUUUCUUCACCCAUGCACCAAUUUGAUUCUGCUCAGGAGAACGAUGAAACACAUCUUGCAUUCAUCAAAUGCCAGUUUCUAAAAAAAUAUAUAUAUAUAGAUUUACGUCACUGUUGAAUUCAGUGCGAUUUGUAAGCGAAUCGCGUGCAGUCGUUAGCUGGACAAACAAACUCGAAUAGCCUACAUUUACACCCGGGAUUUUAGGAUUACCUUUCUAACCAGUUGUUUCGACGUGGACUGAAGCACAAUUAAGACAGUGGGUGCUUUUGCUUACCAAACGAAUAGUUUUUAAUCAUGGAGUUUAAAGUUGAGGCGCAUCGGAUUAUGAGUAUUUCACUCGGGAAGAUUUAUAAUUCCCGAGUGCAACGUGGUGGUAUCAAACUACACAAAAAUCUACUGGUCUCCCUCGUUCUACGGAGUGCCCGGCAAGUAUACCUGAGUGACUACUACGGCGGCAUAUGCCUGAGCGCCCAGCAAGCAAGAGAGUGGUGUGAGGGGGAGUACAUGGCUUCAGAACAAGACAAAUUGGUCCCCGGUUCGACAGAGAGCCUGUCUGAAUCGGAUGAGCAAAGCAAAGUGGCGGUGGACAAGCAGGAGCCCAGAGAUGUGGUCGAAUCCCCGGCGGCACUCCACAUAGAAGCUCAAGCGAGUGGCGAGCAAGACAGCGCCGAAAAUGGAGUUUCGGAUUCAGGAUGUAGCGACAUCAAAAUCCCGGAAGAGAGUCCGGAGGCUACUCAGACAUGUGAGGUCGCCAGUGUUGUUACUGCUAUCUCAUCCAACUGUAUCAGUGUUCCCUCUCCGAGUGAUCCAAAAGGGGAAACGGAGACGCCGACAGACUGCCAGACGGACAGCAGUGAAUCAGCGGAGAAACAUUCGUACGAGCCCAAAGCGCCCCAGGCUUACACUAACAGGAAACGGACUGCCGAUGACUCUGAACUCACAGACUCACCAACGAAAAGAACGAAACUAACUUCCACAUCUCUACCUUCUACAAACGAUGAGAAUAAAGGGGAAACUGAAGAAAUGGAUACUAGCAAUGUAUCGAGUUUGAUAACAAUAUUCGGUUCCAGUUUUUCUGGACUCCUGAGUAACAAAGAGGGAGAGCAGCCUGACUCCGAGGCAGAGGACAGUGACUCUGGGCAAAUCUGUUGUGAUCAAAUGCUCAAAAACCUCAACCCUUGGAGUACUGCAAUUGUUGCUUUUUAAACUUUGAAACUGUGAUUUUGAUAUCCUACUUGGGGGAUUUUAAUAGGGAUAGAACGGAGGUUUCAUCAACUGUUGCAGUUCUAACCCCACGUGGUGGAACGUGGAAGACAGUAGUAAAUUGGAAUUCCCCAAAAGAUCACAACGAAAGUAGGCCUACUGUUGUAGCUAUUUACAUGGGAUUUCUGUUGAAAGGAUGCGAGCAAGGUGGCAUUUAGAGGAGCGAUACUAAUGUAAUCAGUGGCUUAUGAUAGUUAACUCUUAUCUGCUCCUACACAGGUCAGCUACAGUAUUCCAAAAGCCCCGAGUAUCAUUUAUUAAAAUGUAUCCUUAACAAGGGUAAUAUUACAGGACUGAAUGUGACCACUCAAUGCUGACGUCAUCUGACGUUUAUCUGUCAGUCACUGUCUAAUGUCUUUGUUUUAUAAAGACUUGUACAUUUGUAAUAUUGUGCCUGUAAAUACUGUUUUCCCAUGUCCUAUUCUGAAUUUAUGUAUUUUUGUAUCUGCCAUGGAUUAUGAUAAUUGCGUGAUGCUCACGUAUUAAAACAUUUUGUUUAACAAUU